UUGAAAACUCAUCUAACCCCUCUCUCUCUCUCUCUCUCUCUGUCUCGAUUCGACCGUUGCAAUCUUGUUCCCUCUGAUUCCAUUGCUUCAUCGUUUCACCACUUCAGUUCUUCUGAAUUCACAUUCCCCAUUGAUUCCCUCACUCACUCACUCACUCUCCUUCAAUUCACGAUGCGCAAUUCGAAGAACCCAGAUCCUUCUUCUUCUUCAGAACGCAAAAACUGGGGCAACAUCUUCAACUUACUGGUCCAAAUGGUGCGAAACCAGCAAAACCAGCUUCAUUCAUUCGCCAACCAACACAAGCUCCUCGAAGACCGCUUCAAAAUGCAGCACGAAAGAUGGCUCUCCGAUGUUCGUCUUCACAAGGAUCAAAUCUCUCAGAUGAAGGGGUUUUUGAUGUUUGAGGAGAAGAAAGGGUUGCUCGAAGCGGCGAAGGCGGAUUUGACGCUGGGUUUCAAGCACAGAGAAGCUUCCAUGUUGAAAUGGAUUUUGGAGCAUACAGAGGAUGAGUUGGUGGAUUUUAAAGCUUGUUAUGAUGAAUACCUUUCUCAUAUAUCCUCAGAUGAACAAAACCAAGGAACGGUAUUUAAGGAUGCUAGUAAGAGGAUCAAAGAAACCACAGAUAGUGGGAACAAGUCCACUUGCAAAAGUAAAGAAAAGGAGAAAUGUUCCAGUGUUAUCAAAGAUGAGUUGAGCAGGUUAAAAGGUGAAUAUGAGAAGCUUGCUUUGGAAAAAAAUUCUGAGUUAUCAGCUCUCUUGGCAGAAAAGAAAUUUGUGUGGAAUCAAUAUAAUAUUAUGGAGAAGGACUACAAUGAUAAAUUGAGGAGUAAACAAGCUGAAGUAGAAAAAGCAAAUGAGAAGAUAAGGGCACUAGUUUCCAGCAUGGAGCAACUGCAGUCUGAAAAUAUUGAAAAGGAUAGUGCAAUAUCACAGCUAGAAAGCAAAGUGGCGGAUAUGGAGGCUGAAACAAAAAGAUUAAACAACCAAAUAUCAGGACUCUCAGAGGAGUUGGGAUCUUUAAGAAAGUGCAGGAACAACCAAGUCGCACCUGUUUUAAAGCGUUGCACAGAAGGAACUAAAACAUCUGACUCGGGAACCAUUAAGAGCAGCAGGAGAAAAAAUGUCACCUUCAACCUUAAAAAAGAAAUAUGUACUCCUGAUGCCGACAGUCCUGCCAAAUUAUCGGAGAAGGACAAGAAAAGCCUGAAGAGGAAAGGAGGCUCAGUCCCCGCCUCUGAAACUCCCAAGCUGUUCUCUUCCAGCUUCAAGGUUCCAAAACUAAAGGCCUCUUUAAGGGUAGAUGACAGAUGACAGCUUCUGUUAAUUUUUAGACUGCAGUUAAGAGAUGGUUGCCUUGUAUAUGGUAUUUGUAUUAUGCGCUUUUUAUGUAAAUUGUGUAUUAUGUAUGAGCUUUCUUUUUGGUGUAGGUUCGUUCAUAGUUCUUAUGAUGAGCUUGUGCGCAAAUAGGUUUGAGAUUCCACUUUAGGUAAAUUAUUAUGUAUCAGCUAGCUAGGGACGAGUUUGGUUGGUAAUUCUUCUAACAAAAAUAAUGGAUAGGUUUCUUAUUAUCAUUCUAAUGAAGUGGAGCUUGAUUUGAUGAA
Lotus japonicus is the source of this 1601-nucleotide messenger RNA. RefSeq lists its product as uncharacterized. The transcript has 5 exons. NCBI's taxonomy places the organism in Eukaryota, Viridiplantae, Streptophyta, Magnoliopsida, Fabales, Fabaceae. The coding region runs from base 172 to 1311 and encodes 379 amino acids. The record is from RefSeq and is a predicted model, not a curated record.